AUGGCCAACAAGCGAGCGGAAGCCUUAAGACACUCUCCCGCCCAAACUGCGGCGCCUUCGACGCCCGCGCUUCCGAGGACACAUCCUCGUCGUCGCCGGCGGCCACCAGGUGGGUGGCGGUCGACACCCCGCCCUGCCCUGCCCCGCCCCGCCCUGCCCCGCCAGGGAAAGCCGCUGCUACGCGCACAGCCCGGGUCAGGCCUGGGCCCGGCCUGGGGCCUACGGGCCCCAGCGCUGCCCGGUAACCUGGUAACGUGCCGCCGCGCCCCGCCCCGUGCCGGCCGGCAGCCAAUCAGCGGGCGCCAGCGCAGGGCCCCGGCCAGCUGCGCACGAGGCGGCCUGCGCGUGGUCGGUGCCGUUGAGGGUUCCCGCCACCGCUGCUGGCGGGUUUGCCUGGCAAAAUUUCUCGCUGGCUCGCCUUCUUUUCCCUCCCGCACUUUGGUGGGGGAGGGGGGAGACCCUCGCGUCGGUGCCCCAGUUCACGAUGACCCGAGAGAACCCGACGAAGUUGUCAGUUCGGCCAUUUCCCCCAUCGCCUCCACCUGCUGGCCCCAGAGGGGAAGGAGCACCGAGGCGGUGACGGCGACGCAAACAACAAAUCAGACACAAACAGAUUCAUUAUCUCCAUCCCCUAAUCCUGUGUCACCUGUGCCUUUGAAUAACCCAACAAGUGCCCCAAGAUAUGGAACCGUGAUCCCUAACCGCAUCUUCGUAGGAGGAAUUGACUUUAAGACAAAUGAAAAUGAUUUAAGAAAAUUUUUUUCCCAGUAUGGGUCUGUAAAAGAAGUGAAGAUUGUUAAUGACAGAGCUGGAGUAUCCAAAGGGUAUGGUUUCAUCACUUUUGAAACUCAAGAAGAUGCACAAAAAAUCUUACAAGAGGCUGAAAAACUUAAUUAUAAGGAUAAGAAACUGAACAUUGGUCCAGCAAUAAGAAAACAACAAGUAGGGAUUCCUCGUAUGUAUUAAGAACUAAUGUAUUUUUAA
Molecule: messenger RNA, 984 nt
Organism: Phodopus roborovskii (desert hamster)
Lineage: Eukaryota; Metazoa; Chordata; Mammalia; Rodentia; Cricetidae
Product: alpha-protein kinase 3-like
Exons: 5
Coding region: 1-966 (321 amino acids)
Molecular function (GO): RNA binding
Source: RefSeq, a predicted model, not a curated record